Messenger RNA from Morone saxatilis (striped sea-bass), 1358 nucleotides. It is a transcript of the gene bglapl, whose product is annotated as bone gamma-carboxyglutamate (gla) protein, like. Gene Ontology annotation, biological process: osteoblast differentiation; regulation of cellular response to insulin stimulus; response to vitamin K. Gene Ontology annotation, cellular component: extracellular region. The transcript has 4 exons. Lineage: Eukaryota; Metazoa; Chordata; Actinopteri; Moronidae. The record is from RefSeq and is a predicted model, not a curated record. The coding region runs from base 76 to 804 and encodes 242 amino acids. Gene Ontology annotation, molecular function: calcium ion binding; structural constituent of bone; hydroxyapatite binding.
GCCUUCGAAGGAAAGCUAAGAAAAGCAAGCAAUCAAAGCAACUUGUCUACAGCGAGACACCAACUACAAGGCAUCAUGAAGACUCUGGCUCUCCUCUCCAUCUGUGCUCUGCUGUCUGUGUGCUGGUCCAUGGGAGCGGUUGAACCGGAGGUUGUCGUGGACCCUGCUGCCGACACAGCUGCCGAAGCUGCACCUGCUGACCCCGCGGCUGCUGACCCAGCGGCCCCCGAUGCCUCAUCUUCAUCCUCAUCCUCUUCCUCCAGCUCCGAAUCUGAUUCAUCCUCUGCAUCUGACUCCAACUCUUCCUCGGACUCUUCAGCAUCUGACUCCAACUCCAGCUCUGAUUCCAACUCCAGCUCUGAUUCCAACUCCAGCUCUGAUUCCUCAUCGUCCUCUUCCUCCUCAUCCUCUUCAUCCUCUUCAUCUGAAUCUUCUGAGUCUUCUGAGUCUUCUGAGUCUUCUGAAUCUUCUUCCUCUGAGUCCUCCUCCUCUUCCUCAUCCUCCUCUUCUGAGUCCAACUCCGCCUCCGACUCUUCUGCCUCUGAUUCUUCCUCUUCUUCCUCAUCCUCCUCCUCGUCUUCAUCAGAGUCAGCUAGCACUGAGGCAGCUCAGGUGGUUGUGAAGAGAGACCUGGCUUCUGUUCUCCUGAGGAGAAGAAGAGCUGCCCCAGCAGGAGACCUCACCCCUCUGCAGAUGGAAAGCCUGAGAGAGGUGUGUGAGUUGAGCAUCGCCUGUGACGAGAUGGCUGAAACUGCAGGCAUCGUCGCCGCAUACACUGCCCACUAUGGACCCGUCCCCUUCUAAGUUAAAGACUCAUCUUUCAUCCACAUGGGAACUGUUUUCUUUUUCUCAUUUUGUAGUAGAACAACUCCCCUGAAUUCAUCUAAAGGAGCAGACAGUCACCAAAAAAAGAAAGAAAAUUGGCCCAUGUUAUGAUGCUAGAUCGAGAUUUUUUUUUUUAGGCACAAUUUCUUGCACAAGUGACCAGCUUUAGUGGUCUUAUAUGAAAAGGCCUCCUCCAGGCUUUCAGAGAGAGGCACAUGGAAACACAAGCCUGUGAAGUAUGUAGUAGCCCACACAAGAUUAAAUUAUUCUUCACGUCUAUAGUAUAAUAAAAUGAAUGGUGCUACAAGUGCAAAUGUAUUUUAUGUUAAUGUAUUGAUGUUUUUAUUUUGUGCUUUAGUCUUACUUUAACUAGAAGUAGUAGUUCUAGUAAGUAGUGGAUGGAGUAAUGAGAUCUUAGAGAUACUGUAGUUUUAGUAGUAGCGUAUUGAUAGUGGUAGUGGUAGUGUACAGUGUGUGUAAGAUGCACAUCAGUUAACUGUAAUGACUGUAACCACAAAUUGCCUCUGGGUUUU